AUGGCCAUCAUCAGCAUUACUAGUGUGAUAUCGCGAGCGAGCGAUAUUGCGAACUCCCGUGCGGCCAUGAGCGGGAUCACCUCGGCGGAACGCCAGGGUGCCUGCUCACCGACGACGCGAAAUCUCCUGACCCUGGUGGAGCGGUUAUGUAGAGUUUUCGCUCUGUACUAGGGAUUAAUUGAUUCUAUAGAGUUCUAUUGCCACCGG
This is a messenger RNA of Penicilliopsis zonata CBS 506.65, 207 nucleotides long. RefSeq lists its product as hypothetical. The coding region runs from base 1 to 171 and encodes 56 amino acids. The transcript is spliced from 2 exons. The record is from RefSeq and is a predicted model, not a curated record. Lineage: Eukaryota; Fungi; Ascomycota; Eurotiomycetes; Eurotiales; Aspergillaceae.